AUGUUUCGAUACACCGUUGCAGUUUCGCGAGGUGUGAUCUCGCGACACCUACCAGCCCCGCACGCCUCACGAUUCACGUCUAGGACAUACUCGUCUUUUUCUCAGCCCCCAAAGAGAGACUCGCCUGCAACAAUCGCAGUCACAUUUGGCACUUUGGUCGCCGGUGCCUCCUUCUUCUACUUCGUCAGUCAGUCUGGGAGCUCCAACGCUGUCCCGUCCCUCGCCGAACCUGCGUCUGAGAACCACAUCGCUGUCAAGUCCCCUGUCCGAGUCUUUGGCCUGAAAGAGGCGAAUGCCAGAAUCAGAGAACACGCCACGAGUUUCACUUUUGACGGUAACGGCGGGAAUGGUAGAGUUGAUGUCGUACGUUUGGCUAGUAAUAACCCGGUUGAGGAUGAAUGGGCUGUUGCUGUGGGCAAGGGCGUUGGGGGACAAAAAACCUUGUAUACAGGCGUAUACGAUGGUCACGCUGGUUGGGCAACGUCAGCGGUCCUUCGACAGGCUCUGAUUCCAUAUGUCUCAAAUGCUGUCAGCCGCGUUGCAACAUCAGCCAGUUCUGAUCUGAUCGACUCAGCAAUCAAAUCUGCGUUUGGCAAUCUUGAUGCUCGCAUCAUGGACGAGGCUAAACACGCGGCUGAAGGAAGCUCGGAGCCUGCUUCUCCAAGUGUCCUUGCCGCCAUAGCUCCCGCCAUCUCGGGCUCCUGUGCUUUGCUGUCCAUGUAUGACUUGGCCUCUUCAACUAUCCGAACUGCCGUGACAGGUGACUCGCGAGCAGUUCUUGGAUCCUGGUCCGAUGAGUCUGGCAGCUACACUGCGGAAGCUCUCAGUCAGGACCAGACAGGCUUUAAUCAAGACGAGGUGAAACGUUUGGACAAGGCCCACCCUGGCGAGAUUGAUGACAUUAUCGAUCCCAAAACCGGACGUUUGUUGGGAAUUGCCGUCACUCGUGGCUUCGGUGAUCACCGAUGGAAAAUGACCGAGCAAGCUAUCAAGUCCCUCCAAGGAAGCUUCUAUGGGUUUGGUCCACGACCAAAGUACAAGUCACCACCCUAUAUGGUUGCCGAGCCUGAAGUGACGUGUCACAAAGUAAGCACAAAAGAUUUUGUUAUUCUCGCCUCUGACGGACUUUGGGAUGCCAUGUCCAACGACGACGCCGUCAAGUGCGUUUCGAGAUGGUUGGCUGCUAAAAGGGCAGGCAAACCCGAAACCGUCGUGGACGCCAAAACAACAUUCACUGUUGGAGACGACGGGUGGCCCUCCUACAAAGCAACACCUGAGUUCUUUGCCAUUGAGGACCUUGACAAUGCGGCUGUUUGCCUUGCGAAGAAUGCAUUGGGUGGAAGUCGCCGUACCAUGUUUUGUGGCUCGGUGACUGCUUACCCCCCCAUCAGUCGAUACGUCCGAGAUGAUGUGACCAUCCAAGUUGUCUUCUUCCAAGACCCGUCAGGCACGACCAAAAAUUGA
This is a messenger RNA of Pochonia chlamydosporia 170, 1464 nucleotides long. Its product is annotated as protein phosphatase 2C, manganese/magnesium aspartate binding site. The record is from RefSeq and is a predicted model, not a curated record. The transcript has 2 exons. Gene Ontology annotation, biological process: protein dephosphorylation. Gene Ontology annotation, molecular function: protein serine/threonine phosphatase activity. Lineage: Eukaryota; Fungi; Ascomycota; Sordariomycetes; Hypocreales; Clavicipitaceae. The coding region runs from base 1 to 1464 and encodes 487 amino acids.